Molecule: messenger RNA, 1200 nt
Organism: Acaulospora morrowiae
Lineage: Eukaryota; Fungi; Glomeromycota; Glomeromycetes; Diversisporales; Acaulosporaceae
Source: the annotation of a GenBank genome assembly
AUGUCUGACCGCUGUGAAGAUACCACCCAUUCCCCCUCGGAACGUAAACGAUCUCUUCCAUCCGACGACGAAGAUGAUGACCUUAGUGUUGAAGAAGGAAGAGCAAGGUACAAGCGUCCUGCUUUAAAUAAUUCAGGAGGAGAAGAAGACGCUUCUUCAGAAUAUGGUGCGGAAGAUACCUAUCGAGACCCUGAUGAACCUAAUACAGAAGAUAGACCUGCAUCCCCUGAAUCUGAUGCUAUGUUGGAUGUGAAUGUUCGUUCACCCGCUGCUGCGGAAAAAGAGAAAAAUUCGGAAACAGAAUCUACACUCGCUACUAUUUCUUUGCGUGCACUUGUCACGACCAAGGAAGCCGGUGUUAUUAUUGGUAAAGGGGGAAAGAAUGUUAGCGAAAUUCGAGAUAGAUCCGGUGCUAAAGUUACUAUAUCAGAAAUGGUUCAGGGCACAUAUGAAAGAAUUCUGACGGUUACUGGACCUUUAGAUACUGUUGCAAAGGCUUUCGCUUUAGUAGCCCGGAAAAUCUUGGACGAAAAUUUGGAUACACCAUCCACAUCUAGUUCAAAAGCCACUACAAUUAGACUUCUUGUUCCUCAUUCUCGUAUGGGUCCCGUUAUUGGUAAAGGGGGUUCCAAAAUUAAAGAAAUUCAAGAAAAAUCCGGUGCAAGAUGUCUUGCCUCCGAAGAAAUGCUUCCUCAAUCUACAGAACGAACAAUUUCCAUCACAGGAGUUCCUGACUCUAUUCAUAUUGCUGUCUUUCAUGUGGGAGAGGAGUUAGCCAAGCAUCAGAACGAUCGUAACGCCAAUAUCACUCAAUAUCGACCCCAGCAACGUCUUAUUUACCAUCCGGCUGCACCGGUUGCAGGAAAUCAUCCAUUUUACGUAGGACUUCCUCCUGGUCCUCCCUAUUCACGUGAAUUCAUGCAAGGUCCUCCAGGACCAAUUAACCAUCAACCACCUCCCGGAUCUCAGGCUCAGCAAAUUUUUAUUCCCAAUGAUAUGGUUGGCUGUAUCAUCGGCAAGGGAGGUAGUAAAAUAAAUGAAAUUAGGCACCUCUCUGGUUCGCAUAUUAAAAUUGCAGAACCACAUGGAAACACCAAUGAACGGUUGGUUACUAUUACUGGAACUCCGGAGUCGAAUCAAAUGGCUCUUUAUCUACUUUAUAGCCGUCUUGAAGCUGAAAGGAGGAAACCAAGCGUGUAG